CUAUAAUGUUGUUGUCAAAAAUAUGUGGUGUACAUAAAUGAAGAAGUUUAUCUCUAAAAAAAAUAAGUUAGAUUUAAAAAAAAAAAUGUUUUAUUUAGUUAAAAUUUAUUAAAGUGAACGUAUUUUUAAGUUUUAUCAUAAUGGAUCAAUAUUGUAAAGAAGUUUUAAAAGUCGUUGUCGCCCAAAUUUGCCAAACAAUGGGCUGGCAUCGUAUACAAUCAACUCCCAUGGAAGUGAUGACGGAUAUUUUAUCGAGAUAUCUACGACAAAUGUGUGUUUUAACACAUAAAUAUUCUGAACAUUUCGGUAUGACCGAACCAAAUCUAGAUCACGUAGCGUUAAUGAUGCGGGAUUUACAUAUACAAACCCAUGAAAUUGAGGAAUAUAUUAAUUGGGUUGAACCAGUACCUUGUAAUAUUGUUGUGCCAAAGUUACCAGUACCGCGAGAACCGCAAUUGAAUUUCUUGAAACCAGGUAGUCGUGAAGUUGUUACACGGCCUGUACAUGUUCAUGAACAUUUACCACCGAUGUAUCCUGAGUUAGAAGUUGAAGAAAGCUCACCGAUUAUAGCAUCUCCAGGUGAAUCACCAGCGAAUUCAACAACAGGCACUGCUGAUUUAUCAAAAUUAGCAUCGUCUCCAGAUGCUUUGGAUGUUGAAAAUGUAUUUAAACGACCUGGUGAUCCUAUUUCAGAUAGUCAACUUACCAAACGACCCAAACUUAGUUUCGGCGAAGAAGGGCGUCCCACACGAGAAAUAAGCAGUGUUAUGAUGACAUCUUCUGGAUUUUUAUCCCCAGCCCGUGAGGGUAAACUACCUGAAGCACGCACCCCACAAACUCUGACUGAAUCACAACAAGUUGCAUCGUCUCAAUAUCCAACAGUUCCGCCAGAAUUACGUAUCGAAAAGAAACCGAAAAAAGUUAAUGAAAAUAUUAAACGUAAAAAUAGCGAAUUCAAGGGCAGCGAAUUAUUUAAACCGGAUAAGAUUAAUGAUAGUAAAACGAAAAAAUUACCAGGAAUGAAAGAGAAUGCAAAAUUAAAGGCAUUCAAAACCAAACAGAAUUUGAAUGCGAAUAAUACAUCCAUGGAAAUUAUAAGUGCCAAAACGAAUUUGGCUGCUGUACAAAAACAAAUUCCAAGCGAUACCAAAAUUCAAAAGGUAUCCACUUUGGUAACGAAACCAAUUAAAAUUGAAGAUCCUCCAUUACAGAUCUUCCAUCGUCCCCAACAAAUGGAACCUGGUAUUACAAUUAUCGAAAUUGAUGACAAAGGUGUCCGAAAAUUAUCAAACGAACCCGAUAAAGUUAAAUUAAACAUAUUUAAAAAGAUCUCAUCAAAAUCCAAGGACGAUAAAAACGAUAAAUUCGAUAAAGCUGAUAAAAAAUCCGAUAAUCAUUUCGAUUUUAUCGCAGCCGCGUCUUCUCGAAGUGGAGGGGAUAUUCAUGCUGUGGAUAUCAUUCCUAUAAACGAACCAAUCGGUGGACCAACGAAAAUGAAGGCUGAGAAAAUUGAAAAAUCAAAAACACCAGAAAUUACGAUUAAAGAGGAACCGAUUUAUCCAAGUUCACUAAAUCGGGAUCGUCCUCCAACUCCAUCAGUUAAACAUUUAUUGAAUACGAUAUCGGAUUCGGAUAUGUCACCUCCUGGAACACCUUCUACACCUAAAACACCAGAAUUGCAAACACAACUUAUUUCUCCGCCUCCAAGGAAAGUCGAGAAGGAGCGUAAGAAACGUAAGGAGAAGACGAAGAAAAUCAAAGCACAUAAAGUGAAAGGUGUAAAAAUGGAACCGCUCACAAGUCCACGGCGGAUUAAAUUUAACAAUACAGAAAUUACUACAUCUCCAGCGUUUACGGAUCGACCGAAAACACCAGACGAUCCAAUUACAAUUACCAGUAAAUCGGAAAUUAAUUUACCAUUCCAAAUUCAACCGCCGCCAAUAUUUCCAUCAAUAUUCCCACCAUUUCCAAGUGGUCCAGGUCUUAUACCGAAAACCACGACAUACUCACCAUUUUUCCCACAUAAUAUGGGUAAACAUGGUUUUGGACAACCUCCAAUUUUAUCUACAAAUCCUCUAAUGAGUGUUACCGCUAUUCCUACAGUAAAAUCAGAACCCCCACCUGAAAUCCGCAGUCCCAAGCAAGAACGAGAUGCUCCAACGAAUAAUAAUAGUUUUACUGUAACCCCCGUUGUAAAUAAUAACUCUACGAUUAUCACGAAAACUAUUAAGAAUGAACCGAACGAAUUGGAAAUCACGGAAAUUUCACCGGUUGUCGUUAAAUCUGAAAAGAAGAGUAAAGAACAUAAGAAAGAUAAGAAAGAGAAAUUAGAGAAGAAAAUAAGAAAGAAAAAGGAUAAGAAAGAUAAAAAGAAGGGUAAAGAUAAAGCGGAGAAAAAAUUAGAGAAAGAGGAAAAGAAAUUAGAAAAGAGUGAAAAAAUUAAAAUUAAAAAGGAGAAGAAAGAGAAACAUAAAGAUAAACAGCAGCAACAGCAGCAGCAACAAAUAGAAGCAGCUGUGCCAAAAUUAACGUUUAAGUUCUCACAACCACAACGGGAAUCCACACCCGAUGGACAAGUUUCACGAAAAAUAACAAUAAAAACCGUAAUGAAAAAAGGAACUGGUGGUGAGGAUCAAGCAGGCGGGCCAAAUGAUCGUGAAAUGUCACCAGAACUGGCCAGAAUUAGUGCUCUUGUAACACAUCCACCAAAAAGUCAAAAAUCACUCUCAGUCAGCCUACACCAUUCAUCCUCUUCUGGUCAAAAUCAAGGUCAAACGAUUGGUGCUUAUGCCACGCAUGGUAGUAACGCACCAUCGCCCAAUUUCAGUGAAAAUUAUAACACUGAAGUGUCUAGUUUUCAUACGAAAAUUAAGAAGAGUAUGUUUAAACCGAUACCGAAAAUAAAAAGUAAAGAUCUAUUGAAGAGGGUUGUACCACCAACAUCGGUUGAUGAGUCCUCUGAUGAGGAUGCUAAGCAUGCGUAUAUGACAACGACAAUUCCACAACCGCCACCUGCGCCUCAUCCUGCCCAACAAUUACCAAUCAAGGAAGCAUUCUACUUUGAUAAAGAUGGGAACAAAGUUUGGAUAUGUCCAGCUUGUGGGGGCCAGGACGAUGGUAGCCCUAUGAUUGGAUGUGAUGACUGCGAUGCCUGGUACCAUUGGGUGUGCGUCGGUAUCCAGGUGCCGCCAGACGACAACGAAGAUUGGUAUUGUAAAGUUUGUCUGGGUAAGAAACAAGAAAGUUUCCAUACGGAUAAAAAGAAAAAACGAAAAAAGAAAGAGAAAAAGGAUCAUUAAUUAAUUUGUUAAUUUUAAAAAGCUGUUUAAAUAAGAAUUUAAAUGUUUAAACAAAAAUUUCAAAAUUGCAAAUUUUUUACUUUUCCUUAAGUUUAAACAACUGAAAACAAUGAUUUUGUUGGGAAAAAUUUGUCUGGAUAAGAAACAAGAAACUUUCAAUGCGGAUAAAAAGAAAAAAGAAAGGAAAAAAGGAUCAGUAAACUUUUUUGUUAAUUUAUGUAAAAAGCUGUUUAAAUAAGAAUCUAAAUAUUUAAACAAAAUUUCAAAAUUGCUAAUUUUUUACUUGUCUUUAAACAACUGAAGACAAUGAUUUUGUUGGGAAAAGUUUGUCUGGAUAAGAAACAAGAAACUUUGCAUACGGAUAUAAAAGAAAGAGAAAAAGGAUAAUUA
Molecule: messenger RNA, 3689 nt
Organism: Chrysoperla carnea
Lineage: Eukaryota; Metazoa; Arthropoda; Insecta; Neuroptera; Chrysopidae
Gene: Taf3
Product: transcription initiation factor TFIID subunit 3
Exons: 9
Coding region: 141-3299 (1052 amino acids)
Cellular component (GO): transcription factor TFIID complex
Molecular function (GO): protein heterodimerization activity
Source: RefSeq, a predicted model, not a curated record